AUGACUCCACGAAAGAAAACUAAUGCCCAAUCGUCAAAAUCGAUAGGUCAACAAAAACACGAACAAAGAAUUGCUAAAAUUUCUCAAGAGCAAGAAGAAGAAGCAGCGGAUUCGGACAACCAACCUCUCGCAAUCAUGGCUUCUGUGAGAAGGUUCUACAUUUAUUGUGGAAUUGCCUACCAAAAGAGGGAGAACGGGACAUUUCCUAGCCAAACGACUCUGAAUCUGAAAGGAGUCAACCAUGUUAAUGGAUCAGGUAGUUCUAACCAUAAUGAACAUAUCAAAGCAGUUAUCACCCUUAGGAGUGGUAAAACUUUAGAGAACUUGGUAAGACCACCUAAGGAUAGUAAUCCAGCUGAAAAAGAGACCGAGGUUGACCAAACUACGUCUAAAGAUCCUAAUGGGCCUGAGAGUGCUAAAAGUCCAAGUGAGGAAGAUAUCCCUGAGAGAGUGUACAUACCACCUGCACCAUUUCCUCAGAGACUCUCUAAGAAAAAGCCUAGUAUAUAUGCUGAAAUCGUAGACAUCUUUAAGCAAGUUAAGAUCAACCUACCCUUGUUAGAUGCAAUAAAACAUGUACCGGAUAUGGCCAACUUCCUAAAAGAGAUGUGCACUGUCAAGAGAGACGCGAGUGUCCAUAAGAAGGCAUUUUUGACCAAACAAGUAAGUUCCAUAAUCUCACAAAAGUACCCAGUCAAAUUUAAAGAUCCUGGUUGUCCUACUGUCACAUGUGUCACAGGUAGCCAAAAGAUUGAAAAUGCUCUUUUAGAACUUGGGGCUAGUGUGAAUCUUUUGCCAUUCUCGGUAUAUGAACAACUUAGACUAGGUGAGAUGAAACCAACUAGGAUAACACUACAGUUAGCCGAUAGGUCAGUCAAAAUCCCACGUGGAAUUAUUGAAGACGUUUUGGUUCAGGUAGAAAACUUUAUCUAUCCAGUUGACUUUGUGAUUUUGGACACUCAACCAGUCUCUAGUAAAGAUAUCAAUAUCCCAAUCAUCCUGGGUCGUCCGUUUCUAGCCACUGCAAAUGCAGUCAUACAUUGCCAAACUGGCCUAGUAGAAAUUUUCUUUGGGAAUCAGAAAAUCUCAGUGAACGUUUUUAAGGCGUUACAAGCCCCACCGGACCCUGAACACUAUGAGUCUGUAUGCAUGAUUGAUUCUCUAGUUGAGAACACCUUUACCACUAAUAGUGUUAGUGAUCCUUUAGAGGCGUGCUUGGCCCACUUUUGA
This is a messenger RNA of Papaver somniferum (opium poppy), 1230 nucleotides long. RefSeq lists its product as uncharacterized. The record is from RefSeq and is a predicted model, not a curated record. Lineage: Eukaryota; Viridiplantae; Streptophyta; Magnoliopsida; Ranunculales; Papaveraceae. Bases 1 to 1230 code for a protein of 409 amino acids. The transcript has 3 exons.